AUGGCCUACCUGAGGGGCACAUUCUGUGCGGGAUACAGGACAACUUCAAGGUGUGAAGGGAUCAAUGCUUUUAUUAAGGGUUUUCUUAAAUCAACGGAUAGCGUCCUGGAACUCGUACACAGUUUAGACCAGGUUGUUAAAGACUAUAGGAACAACGAAGUAACAGCCCAAUUCUAUUCCGCAUAUUAUACUCCGGUUCUAACGACUAGCCUUGAUUUGAUUGAGCUUUUCGCAACAAAGGUGAAUACUCGAGCGGUUUUUAGAGAAGUGAAAAAACAAAUUAAGGGUGUGGCAACGUUACUAAUUCGGGGCAAGGAGAGCAUUAGCAUGACCAGUGUUUACCAGUUUUCGAAAAUGGGAAAACCCAACAAAACACAUAGGGUCUUGUAUGAUCCGAAUGAGGAGAAGAUUGAAUGUGAGUGUUCAAUGUGGAAUAGCGAGGGUAUUCCUUGCAGUCAUAUCUUCUGUGUGAUGAAGUUCGAGGGACUGGAAGAAAUACCGGCUAGGCUUAUUCUAAGUAGAUGGUACAAGGAUGCAAAGGAUCGCAGGUCGAAGCCCCCGCAGGUUACAGAUGGCCAUCGAGGACGCUUACUUUGA
Messenger RNA from Arachis ipaensis, 597 nucleotides. Its product is annotated as protein FAR1-RELATED SEQUENCE 9-like. Gene Ontology annotation, biological process: regulation of DNA-templated transcription. NCBI's taxonomy places the organism in Eukaryota, Viridiplantae, Streptophyta, Magnoliopsida, Fabales, Fabaceae. The record is from RefSeq and is a predicted model, not a curated record. Gene Ontology annotation, molecular function: zinc ion binding.